Messenger RNA from Mytilinidion resinicola, 1321 nucleotides. RefSeq lists its product as uncharacterized. The record is from RefSeq and is a predicted model, not a curated record. NCBI's taxonomy places the organism in Eukaryota, Fungi, Ascomycota, Dothideomycetes, Mytilinidiales, Mytilinidiaceae. Bases 170 to 1321 code for a protein of 383 amino acids. Gene Ontology annotation, molecular function: carbon-sulfur lyase activity. The transcript is spliced from 2 exons.
GUAACGUUGUAAGCAGCCACGUACGCAGAGCAACUUUCCCAGUGCAGAGCCUAGGUGAGGGGUAGCUUUGUGUCCGACUCACAGGUUGUACAAGUAACGCCAGAGCUUCAAUUGAAAAGCAGACUAAGACGCAGCAUUCACAUCUACAGAACCUUCAUCUAACCCUACAAUGGCAUCCCAACCGACCACGACCGCCAACAUUGCUGAUUCGCCAGGCCGACGCCUUUACAAUGGCUCCUGCCACUGCGGCUACACACGCUACCGCUGCCUCCUGACCUUUCCACCCCCUGCGGUGCACCCAAACGUCGAUCCCUCAAUCACCACCAGGAUCAGGAAGUGCAAUUGUACCAGCUGUCAUAAAACAAACUUCUUCCACGUGCGGCCGCAGUCCUCACCAGACGACUUCGUGCUGCUGGCGCCCACCAAUCCGUUCGAUGACCCUGCGGACGGUGGCCUAGCCGACUACCAGUGCUUCGCGAAGUUCACACACUGGUUCUUCUGCCCAAAGUGCGGAGUCCGAUGUUUCACAUUCGGUGGGGACAGCGAGGUGGCGGAGGUAGACCUGGGGGAGUGGGCUGGAGGGCAGAAAGAGGGGAAGUUGACAAAGGUGUGGCGUGCGAAGAAGGAGGGCUGGAUUGAGAAGGGCGACACCAGCUAUCUGAGCAUCAAUGCAACGACCCUGGAGGCUCGGCAGGAGGGGCUUGAUCUGCGGGAGUGGCACGAGAAGGGAUGGAUUGUGUAUUUGGACAUGCUUGAUGAAAAGGAAGAGAACAAGAUGACCCACCACCGCCAUGCCUUCCGAACCCAAACCAAAGCCCCACCCACUCGACGUCCUCGAAGACGGCGGCCUCUACAUCCUCCUCUUCAACCGCGCCUCACCCCCGAAGCCUUCAACUUCCACUGGGCCCUCUACCUGCACAAGAACAAAGACACCGGCGGCACCAAAUACCACAUCACCGGCAGCGCUGGCAAGUGGCUAGCGGCGCAUCAAGACACCCGCGGCAUCUUUCACGAAACCUUUCUCGUUGGGCUGUUCCAAAUCGCGACCAUCACCGGCUCCACUGCUUGCGAGCGCCUCGAUAAGACGAUGCGUCAGUUCGAUGAUGGACUGAAUGACCUGGAUGUUAACUGCCGCACUUGGCUUCUGAAGGUGCUGGGGGUGCUUGCGGGAGAGGUGGAUGGAAAGAGGGUGCUCAAGUGCGAUGAUGUGGAUGCCUUGGAGAGGGAGGUGAUGGAGUUUGGGAACAAGAAUAUGGAAAGUGCGGACUUGGCUAUGCAGCCGAGGCCGUUUGAGGCGUCGAAGAUUUGUGGAGGGGUGUGA